GAGCCGCCGACGCCUCUGGAGCCGGGACCGACCAAUUCCUCGGUUCCUGCCUCCAACUGCAGUAUGGAGUCGCCCCGGGGGCGGCCUGGGCCCGAGGCGGACCUUCUGGCUGCGGGGGAACAGCAAGCCGCAAUUUUAGGUGGCGGGCCGAGCCGAACGCCCUCUGAGCCGCCCUCAGGCCUCCGGUUAUCCGAGGAGGAAGAGGCCGAGAACGUUGGGGGCACGAGCCCCCACCCCAGGGCGUCCCCGAAGACUUCGAGCUGCAGCGUCGUCCACCCGCCGGAGCGGGAGGCUCGGGAGGACGGGCCUGGCCGCGGAGGCACGCCGUCUGGGGCGGGGAGCUGCCGGGGGGUGCCGGCUCCCGAGCACGACCCGCAUGGGUCCUCCCGGCGCAAGGACCCUGAGCCGCCGGAGGACAAGCCUGCAUCCGAGAGGGCGUGCCGUCGAGGGAGCCCGGGAGGUGGCGGGAUGGAUGCUGAGCAGGAGGAGGAAGACGACGAGGAGGUGGCGGCAGCCGGCAGGGUUGGCCGCUCGUUCUCCAGCCGCCUUCAGGACAGCCGCAGCCUGGACGGGCUGAGCGGGGCGUGCGGCGGCGUUGGGUCCGCAGCGGGUGCCGAGUCUGGUGCGGGCGGCGGGCGUCGCGCCACUAUCUCCAGCCCCCUGGAGCUCGAAGGCACAGUGAGCCGCCACGGCGACCUCACUCACUUCGUCGCCAACAACCUGCAACUCAAGAUCCGUCUGAGCGGUGCUCCUCAACCCCCGCCUCCUGCCCCUGCGCGGCCCUGUUCAAUGCCCGCACCCACUCCGGCCAUCCCCCCCAUCGACCCCGACGUGCUGCGGGACCUGGAGCGUCUGAGUCGGGAGCUGGGCGGCAGAGUGGACCGUCUGCUUCGCGGGCUGGGUGGCGCCGUGCAGGAGCUGACAGCGCUGAGCGUGGGCUGCAUCCAGACCUACCGCGACGCAGUGGACUCCCUAGGCGAAGCCGUGGACAUGAGCAUCAAGGGCAUGUACACCCUGCUGGCACGCUGCGAGGAGCUGGAACGGGCUCUGCAGCCGGUUCAGGGGCUGGCGCGCCAAGUCCGGGAUAUUCGACGCACGCUGGAGGUGUUUGAGGCCCUGUGCAAGUGACCAGGAGAGCAGGAGAGGCCAGGCCAGGCCAGGCUAUGCCAGGGCCCAGCAGGAUCCUAAGGACUCUUCAAGGAGCCCUGGUGGGAACUGCCUGCUGAGCCUAGGCCUAUAUAUUGGAGGCUCUUCCAGAUGCAUUUAGCAAGCCUGAAACCGUUUGCUGGGCCUUAUGUGGUUGUAUAUGGGGAAGUUCUAAAGGCUCUCCUGGUGGGAGGGGAUGAUGCUCUGCUUCUAUUCAGUUGGCCAUCUGUAGCUACCUUGUUCUCCCCAACUCUCUUCCCUAGCUAGAGUACCAUCCCUGGGAACCCAGGGCUUUAGGUCUCAGGGUGGGAGACAUGACUGCCACAUGUGAUCAAGAAAGUAAAACAAAGGAGGCCCCAGCCCCCACUGUGGCCACCCUAACUCCAGUGGCUAUAUCUCAGGUGCCAGGGACUGUGGGAGCUUGAGUGGUCCUUGGCGACACACCAUGCAGACAAGGAUGCACACCUGCAGAUGGAUAACCUCCUGCUUCUGCCUGCUGACCCCCUACCUUCCCACUUCCCCAGCCAGAACCGCAGUGGAGCUAGAAGGAAUGCAUUGCAUGGUAGAGGGGGUGAGUUGGGAGGGGUCUCACUGCUCUCAGGGUUCAGGCAGAAUUGUUGCUGGUUUUGAAGCCCACUUUUGUGGCGUGUUCUAAUCAGUUUUGGCUUUCCGAAUGUUUGUGGAAUUAAAGUGCUGCUGC
Molecule: messenger RNA, 1846 nt
Organism: Equus quagga
Lineage: Eukaryota; Metazoa; Chordata; Mammalia; Perissodactyla; Equidae
Gene: BORCS6
Product: BLOC-1 related complex subunit 6
Exons: 1
Coding region: 64-1128 (354 amino acids)
Biological process (GO): lysosome localization
Cellular component (GO): BORC complex
Source: RefSeq, a predicted model, not a curated record